CCUGCAAUUGUCUUGUACAACUCUGACCCCAACCAUCAGAUACAUUAACUUUAUGUAAAACAGACUGGUGCCGGAGGAUCUAUUUGUGAGCAGCUUUGGGACAACUGAAUUACUGAAGAAACCAAAUAAGGUUUUCACUGAUUAGCAUUACACCAUGUGGAUAACAAACUUGGUAGCCCUGGUCCUCCUGGCCACUGCAACCUCAGCUGCCACCUCUGCAAAAGCAGACAAAGUCCUGAGUAACCACGCCACCAUCCUGGCUGACAACAGUGCAAACUUGGCAUUCAGUCUCUACCAGAACAUGGCAAAGGAGAAAGACGUAGAAAACAUCCUCUUUUCCCCCGUCGUGGUAGCCAACUCUCUGGGUCUGGUUGCUCUUGGGGGCAAGGACUCCACUGCUUCUCAGGUAAAGACCAUUCUGAAUGCGAGCAAAGUUAAAGAUGAGCAGCUGCACUCUGGUUUGGCCGAGCUCCUGGCUGAAGUGAGCGACCCCAAGACGCGCAACGUCACCUGGAAGAUUAGCAACCGCCUAUAUGGACCCAGCUCCAUCAAAUUUGUGGAUGAUUUUGUUAAGAGCAGCAAAAAGCACUACAACUAUGACCACUCCAAGAUAAACUUCAAAGAUAAGAAGAGUGCAGUGAAGUCCAUCAACGAAUGGGCAGCCAAGUCCACUGAUGGCAAACUACCUGAGGUCACCAAGGAUGUAGAAAAGACUGACGGGGCAAUGAUCAUUAAUGCUAUGUUUUUCAAACCUCACUGGGAUGAGCAGUUCCAUCAUAAGAUGGUGGACAACCGUGGCUUCUUGACAUCCCGUAGCUACACUGUGUCAGUACAGAUGAUGCACCGCACAGGUCUCUAUGACUUCUAUGAUGACGAAACAAAUAAGUUAUCCAUCCUGAGCAUGCCCCUGGCUCAUAAAAAGUCCACUUUGUUGUUCAUCAUGCCCUACCAUGUGGGAUCUCUGGAUGCACUGGAGAAGAUACUGACUAAGAAGCAGCUGGACACAUGGAUGGGCAAGCUGAAGCAGACAGCAGUAGCGGUGUCUAUACCCAAAGUCAGCAUGGAAGUCAGUCACAACCUGCAGAAACACCUCGAGAAGUUGGGCCUGACAGAGGCUGUAAACAAGUCCAAAGCUGACUUGUCCAAAAUCACCGGGAAGAAGGACCUCUACCUGUCCAAUGUCUUCCACGCUUCUGCCAUGGAAUGGGACACAGAGGGAAACCCAAUGGACACAUCUGUCUUUGGCACAGACAAGCUGAAAAGCCCUAAACUCUUCUAUGCUGACCACCCUUUCAUCUUCUUAGUGAAGGACCAGAAGACAAACUCUAUCCUGUUCAUUGGCAGGAUGGUCAGGCCAAAGGGUGAAAAGAUGCGAGAUGAAUUGUAACCACAUGUUGAUCUGAGUUAAAUGAGUGUUUGUAUAUUUUGUACUGCAAUAUGCUGAGAGAAGUGGGGAAAAGAAACAUACAUUCCUGUACAUCACAUGUCGACAGCAUUCCACAACACAUGGCUGACGAGAUGUGUUUAAGCAUUUUGUUUUGUGUUUCAUUGUUCAUAGCCCUCAGUUUUUAUAGGGGAGAAUAUUUAAUGUAAUGGUAGAUCACAUUACAGAUUGAGAAAUUACAUUAAGUGUGAUUUCCCUGAUUAAUGCCAUAAAUAUAUAAGCACAGUUUACUUGAAUCUACUGCAAACGAGAAGAGAAUCUAUAUGAAAUGUUGUCAUCAGUAUGUGCCAACCCAAAAGAGUUUUUGUAAUCACUGACCACAACAAUCUUUUUACUGAUUAACUGACAAAAAAUGACAUAUUAACCUACUGCUUUCCACCAUGUUGUUCAUAUUUCUAAAAGAUUACAUGGCUGUUUUCUCUUGAAAAUUAUUUACCUUGUAUGCACAAGUCUACACUGGCAACUAAAUCAAAUCCCACAACAUUAUCCCUACAACAUGAGUGCAUUUUGAGACUGUUGCAAAUUUCCUGUUUUUGCAAUAAAAGUGAA
Scomber japonicus (chub mackerel) is the source of this 1993-nucleotide messenger RNA. RefSeq names its product serpin peptidase inhibitor, clade H (heat shock protein 47), member 1a (gene serpinh1a). The coding region runs from base 155 to 1387 and encodes 410 amino acids. Gene Ontology annotation, biological process: collagen fibril organization; negative regulation of endopeptidase activity. Gene Ontology annotation, molecular function: serine-type endopeptidase inhibitor activity. The transcript has 5 exons. NCBI's taxonomy places the organism in Eukaryota, Metazoa, Chordata, Actinopteri, Scombriformes, Scombridae. Gene Ontology annotation, cellular component: endoplasmic reticulum. The record is from RefSeq and is a predicted model, not a curated record.